UGCAAGUGAAGAGGUGGAUUGUGGUAGUGCUUGUUAGCGCUAUCUUGAAAGAUUGCGUUUAAAACAUUGUCUAAUGGCGUUUUUUUUUUAAAUUAAGACGUAGGAAUGAAAGAAUUUCAAGUGUUUGUAACAAAUAUUGUUCUCUUGGUUUUCUCAGAAGAUAUUCCUUAUUUGGCAUGUGUCAAAGGUAGAUUUAGGAAAUUACCUACAAAUAUUUUAACAUUUUAAAAUGAAUAUAUUCUAAUCUCUAUUAUCGAUUAUUAUUUCAUCAUUUUUUAUAUAGAUGAUGGUGUAACUUUUAAAAAUAUAGAUAGGUCGGGUCGUUGUCGGUAAGUGUUAAUUAGCAUUUGUAGGUUAUUUCAUGAUAAUUGGCGAACAGUCUAUACAGGAUACAUUUUUAUUGAAUGUAGUCAAAUUUUAGAGAGUCAGCUUGGUACGUAUGGAGUGAAUUGUAGAGGAAGCUGCCCCCUCUGUACUAUAAAUGACUGUACCACAUGUGCAACGAGGGUGAAUGUCCUUUAAAUCUUUGUGACACAAAGUUUGCGUGUAUGGAUUUUCAAAACACCAAUGGCAGUGACGACACGUGGAAAAUUGUCGCCUUCACGCUUAUCGGAUCCAUAACCUCCAUUUUAGCUGUUGGACUAUUAAAGUUGUUGAGAUCUUGGCUUAGCAAAAGAUGUAAACAAGAAAACAUUGUGUUGAACGGGAGUCAAACAGGCAUGGACAACCUUACUCCAAAUGAAAACCACAUGGAGGAAAAUAAAUACGAAGAACACAGAAGUUCCCCGUCCUACGAUGAAAUUGAGGCUGAGCAUCCCUAUAACAUUUUUGUUGAAAACAACUAUGCUGAUCUGAGGACUUCCGAUUUUUCUCCUAUUUAUGACAAUCCGGGUGAUUUUGAAACUGAAAUAAUUAGCGCACGUUGAUGCUAAUUAGACCUUGGCUGAAUAUAUGUAGCAGUUGAAAAGUUGCCUAUCGGAAUAAUUAAAUGUGUAUGGAAGGUUCUUUUGAGCCGUACCAUGUUUAAUUGUUUUGUA
Molecule: messenger RNA, 1037 nt
Organism: Magallana angulata
Lineage: Eukaryota; Metazoa; Mollusca; Bivalvia; Ostreida; Ostreidae
Exons: 4
Coding region: 495-926 (143 amino acids)
Source: RefSeq, a predicted model, not a curated record